Messenger RNA from Volvox carteri f. nagariensis, 1635 nucleotides. RefSeq lists its product as uncharacterized. Lineage: Eukaryota; Viridiplantae; Chlorophyta; Chlorophyceae; Chlamydomonadales; Volvocaceae. The record is from RefSeq and is a predicted model, not a curated record. The transcript has 4 exons. Bases 1 to 1635 code for a protein of 544 amino acids.
AUGGCCGAUGAGCUAUUUAAUGAUCUACUGGGACCAACGCCGGGAUCCUCGGUGUCUGGGAAAGCUCCUGCUGUGGCACCCGCAAGCUCUACAAGAGCUGCAUAUCCCAAGAUAAGACCGAUUAAUGUGGUGGACGAGGAAGGGAGCAGCGCAGGAUCAGCGCUGGGGGUAGCGGAAGUUAGCAAAGCGACUGUGACCCUCACUGCGGAAGACCUCUCCGCGCUGGUAGAAAAGGGCAUUGAAACCGCCCUCGAAGCUACUUUCAGCAAGUUUGUGCGAAGCUUGCGGACGGUUCUUGAGGAUGUAACACGACGCAUCUCUUCGCAAGAAGCAACUGCCGUGGAGCUGCGCGCAGCUAUCGCUGACCUGCGUGAGGCAGUUACUACGCAGCCUGAAGACCUACACAUUCGUUUUACAAACCUUGACAUGGCGAUUAAGGAAGUAGAACGGGGCGUGCAGGCACUGCGCGAUCGGCAGGAGCUCAUUGAGGCACAGGAGCUGCUGGCGCGCAUGUCCGCGGACACGUCCCGCACCAAGGGCCACACCUCAACUGCCGGAGCUCCCGCUGUGGCAGCACCUCCUGUAUCGACGCCACCUGCUGCGGAAGCCCCGGCACCGGCAACUGCAGCCCCGGCAGCGCCUGCUCCCUCACUUGCGCCUGCGCCAUCGUCCGCUCCCCUUGCAGCUGCGUCUCCAGCCCCGGCAGUUCCCGCAGCGGCGCCAGCUGCCCCUGGCCCCCCUCCACCUGUCGCGCCACAAGCUCCUGCCGCCCCCACGGCGGCGGCACCCAUGAUGCCCGUCCCACAGCAAGCCCCGUACGGCACCCAGCAGGGCCCCUAUAGCAUGCCUUUCCCACAGCAGGCAACUCCGGCUCCGACCCACAUGCCAGCACCCGCUGGGUAUCCCAUCCCUGGACCGAUAGGCGUGCCAGGGGCGCCGCCAUUGCCUAUGCCGCAUCAGCAACAGCCCCAACAGGGCCCUGCCGAGCAGCAGCAGCAGCAGCUGCAGCCCCAACCGCAGCCGCAACCACACCAACAGCCGCACAUGCAGGCGCCUCAGUACCCAUACCAGUUGCCUCCCCAGCAGCAGCAGCAGCAGCAGCCAGCGCACGCACCGCACUUGCCGCAAGUGUACCCGGCGCCAUACGGCUCGAUGCUGGGAAUGGACGCACCACCCCGUGCUCCGGCAAUGCCCACUUCGCACGGUAUGCCGCCGCCACCGACACCGCCGCCAGCAGGUGGUGGUGGCGCGGGUCCUGCCCCGGGGGCCGUAGGCGACCUCCGCGGCGGCCCUCCGCCGCUGCAGAUGGUGAGCUACCCACCCCCGCCCAGCGGCAUCCACGGCUACCCGGCGCCCUCCUCGGUAAUGCCCGGAGUGUCUGUACCCAGCAUGUACGCCCGGCCCACAGCACCCGCCGCGGGCUACCGAGGCUCUUCGCAGCCGCAGCCAUCCACCAGCGGCGGUGGCGGCAGCGGGCCGACUGGCAGUCGUACGGUGCCUUUGGACAAGAUCAUUGCGGACAUCUCACAAAUGGGCUUCAGCCGGGGUGAUGUGCUGUCGGCGGUGAACAGCCUGCAGUCCUCCGGCAAGGCGCUUGACCUGAACACCAUCAUCGACAAACUAACGAGGGGCUAG